AUGGCUGAAGUCGAGCAGGUUGCAUUCACCCAGCUGCCCCGUGAGGUUAUCGAGAACGCUGCUGAGAUCAAGCUUUUCAACAAGUGGUCUUUCGACGGCCUGGAGAUCAAGGACAUCUCCUUGACCGACUACAUCCAGGUCCGCCAGCCCGUCUACCUCCCCCACACCGCCGGUCGUUACGCCGCCAAGCGUUUCCGCAAGGCUCAGUGCCCUAUUGUUGAGCGUCUGACCAACUCUUUGAUGAUGAACGGCCGCAACAACGGCAAGAAGCUCAAGGCCGUCCGCAUCGUCCAGCACGCUCUUGAGAUCAUCUACUUGCUCACUGAGCAGAACCCUCUCCAGGUUCUUGUUGAUGCUAUCAUCAACGGUGGCCCCCGUGAGGACUCCACCCGUGUAGGUUCUUCCGGUACCGUCCGUCGUCAGGCCGUCGAUGUCUCUCCUUUGCGCCGUGUCAACCAGGCUAUUGCUCUUAUCACCAUCGGUGCUCGCGAGGCUUCUUUCCGCAACGUCAAGACUAUUGCUGAGUGCCUCGCUGAGGAGAUCAUCAACGCUGCCAAGGGCUCUGCUAACUCCUACGCCAUCAAGAAGAAGGAUGAGCUCGAGCGUGUCGCUAAGUCUAACCGUUAA
Wickerhamiella sorbophila is the source of this 627-nucleotide messenger RNA. RefSeq names its product 40S ribosomal protein S5. The coding region runs from base 1 to 627 and encodes 208 amino acids. Gene Ontology annotation, biological process: translation; ribosomal small subunit assembly. The transcript has a single exon. The record is from RefSeq and is a predicted model, not a curated record. Gene Ontology annotation, cellular component: ribosome; cytosolic small ribosomal subunit. NCBI's taxonomy places the organism in Eukaryota, Fungi, Ascomycota, Dipodascomycetes, Dipodascales, Trichomonascaceae. Gene Ontology annotation, molecular function: structural constituent of ribosome; rRNA binding; mRNA binding.